AUGGCUGCUGCGGCUUUGUCCGACCUCGAAACCCACACCGACGAUGCACCACUUCCAUCAUGGCUUGCAAACCAUCUGAACAUCGAGUGGAAUUCGGACGACGUCGAUGCUCUGCUGACUUCUAUUGACGCUAGCCAGAGUUCGAGCCUGCCGGUAUUGCCUCACCUACCCGCGGAACUACUUUUGCAUAUUCUAGAGUAUGUUCCAGUUGACUAUAUCCUGGACUGGCGAUUGGUCUGUCGCGGUUUUCGCGAUGCAAUCGAUGGGCGCAUCCUGUACCAUCAUCUCCAAAAGACCAAAUUAAUCGGUUACCUGGGCCAACGGACGAGUGCCAACAUGAUGAGGCUCAGCGACGAUGCCUACGAGCGGCUACAUUUGGUGCAAGCUGAGUUCGAAUUCCUUGAGGGGCUGCAAAGUGGUUCCUGUCAGAAACGGCAACCGGGCCCUCCAUGGGCCAGCACGCACGCCGUGUUCAAGAUCGAUCCACAGUGGCACAGAACAUACGACCUUUGCAACAUUGGUGCAGGUUUCCCUUCAAGGUCAAGGAUGUUGAGACAAUUAACAACUUACCGAGCUGGUCAAGGCUUUGGCACUUUAGUAUGGGCGAUCAGCCUAGGCACUGCAGUCCUCGACUUGGAUUUUCCAUUUGCGCCAGACAGACACACCUUUGACAUGACUGUGGAGUCAGAUGGAACAGUGCACGUUGAGUGGAAGCCAAUGCUUUCUCGGUUCAUCAAGACGGAGACAGCUUUCAGACGUCUCAUGGACAAGAAACUCGGGUCAAAAAUCACUUUCAGUCACACGGAAGAUUGUCUACGCGCUGUUCGUCGGCAGCGCUUACAUGCAGCGCUGGACCCUAAGGAUAAAAUCGACCGACACAUUAAGUGGUCACUACGUCUACUUCGACCUUUGUGGGGUAGCGUCCAGUAUCAUGAUCCAUCGACGCUUGAUCCUGUCGAAGCCGAUGCCGUAGGGGUUCUGCUACUCCUACGUCGAACAGCUGCUCUGAGCGAGCGUCAACUUGAGCAUCUGCACCAACUGGCUGCAGACUACAAUUGCAUGGUCAAAACGAUAAGUGAUCUCUCUCAAUUCGUCGAGAAUCUAGAUUCACAAUUGCUCGUGUCAGGACAGCACACAAGAUACUUGAGCAUACCACAAAGGCACUUCCAAAUCGAGAGCGUGUCCUCAAACCCUGUUGCCUGGUCGGAUGAGCUGCGGACAAAAAUCGAAACUCGGGUCCAGAGAUGGAGGGCGCAACGAUCCCUGAUCGAGCAGAUGCAGACGCUAAUGAUAAUGUCGCAGGAGGCGCUCGCAGUACCUGAAGAUGCAUUCGAUGUGGCGGGAUCUGAUUUUUGA
Ascochyta rabiei is the source of this 1356-nucleotide messenger RNA. RefSeq lists its product as uncharacterized. The transcript has a single exon. The coding region runs from base 1 to 1356 and encodes 451 amino acids. The record is from RefSeq and is a predicted model, not a curated record. Gene Ontology annotation, molecular function: protein binding. NCBI's taxonomy places the organism in Eukaryota, Fungi, Ascomycota, Dothideomycetes, Pleosporales, Didymellaceae.